Messenger RNA from Amoebophrya sp. A120, 2869 nucleotides. The record is from the annotation of a GenBank genome assembly. NCBI's taxonomy places the organism in Eukaryota, Dinophyceae, Syndiniales, Amoebophryaceae.
AGUCUCUGGCGACGGCGGAUCUGGAUCGUAUUUGAGACACCACGAUUUCCACCGAGGAGAGCUCCAGAGCCACGAUCGUGCUCUUCUGACGAUCAAGACAACUUCUACUGCGCUACUUUGUGCAUUCGAAAAAUCGGUAUGUUGAAACGCAAAAACAGUAAGUGACAAUGGCGCGCUCCACUUCGGCGUCUAUGGACUUGCUGCGGGCACGGAAGCGCCUCUUCUUGGUGGAGCAUUGGUUCGAGGCACUGACGGAUGUCACGGAAGACUUGGAGCAGCUUUUUGCAGCACUUUUUUACGACGCUGAUGGCACUCUUUUUUGCAGCCUGGCUGCGUGCAUGGAGACCGUUUUGUUUGGCGUGCGUCCGCCACGGACGCAGGCCGAAGCCGACACAAAGUCAAGAGACAUCCUCCAAGUGCGAGCUUUGCUGGAGGUUCUUCCGGGUGUCCUGUGUCGAGCGGACGCGGUCGCAAUAGCGUCACAGAGUCCGACAUCUCCCUCCGAAGAUGAUCCUGGUCAGGCGACAAAAAAUACGUACUUGUACCGUCGGAGCCAAAGCCCGCUUCUUGUCAGAAUAGCCGCCCUAGCACGGCGCGAAGUGCGUUUGUACACGAGUUCUUCUCCGGCUGAUUUGUUUCACCCUACAACGUCCCUCUGCUUCCGAUUUUUGCGCGGCGUCGUCGCAUCUUCCCAAGCACUUUUCCCUGAGGUUUUGCUCCGUGCCGCGGUGGAGCGCUCUUUCGCCGCCAGAUCUGCAAUAUCUGCCAAAGGGGGAAACGGCGAUGCGGCGAGCAACAUUGCCGCCUUGCUGGAUGCUGUGACUAACGCAGUGGCGCUAAAUAGCGCUUCGACUUGCUCUCCAGUAGCACAGGCCAUUUUUGAAGUGAUUUGCGAAACCGUUCGUCAUGAAAGCACAAUGCUGAGUCCCGGUGACGUCUGCGUCCGCCUGUACGGACAGCUUAUCGCAAAAAAAAACUGUUUCACUUCUGUAAUAAACUUGUGGUGCAAAAAAUGCAGCACAAAGGUGUUUGUCUUGCUACACCUGCACGACACUGAGUUCUCAGCCGUGUUUUUCGUUAGGGAGUACGCAUGGCAAAUUUUCUUCGUAGUGGAGAACGGACAACUUGUCGUGCAAAUAAACCUGCAGAACCUAUGUUGCUGUGAAACACUUUUUUUCGCAGGAUACGGCUGCUUGGGGAGCGAGUGCGCUCGCUGUACAAACUCCGCGCUAUCGACGCAAUGGCUCUCGUGCACACGGGCCAAGACGGCAGCGCGUUGGAUAAUUCGAAAGGACCACCAGCUGGUUCUCCGGACGACGGUACGCUCGAGGACACGGAAAAAGACGGAGUGCAAAUUAUUGCAGCUUUCUUCGAUCGGCUCUGCUUGCCUCGGUUUCCAGAGUCCGAGGGAGAGGCGCGAGCUGACCGCCAAAAAGUCACGCUCGCACUCGACAUUGCCGUGCAGCUGAAUCCUGUUCUGCGACGAUGCGAAGAUCUCUUUUACGAUUGGUUCCGAAAAACAUGCAGCAGAUCAACGAGCGUGUGUCAUGUCAAUUCCCUCGCUGAUGUGACUGCCGCGGUCGCGGCGGGUGCAAAAGGCUACGGAGGCGCUAUGAUCUCAGAUGGGCGGCAUGAUUCGUCGCUUCAGGAGCGUCUUCAUCGUUCAUAUCUCAUCCCGGAAAUAGUCCGCGUGGCUGAUAAUGAUCUAAUGACCUUGUUCUUCGAUAAGAAAACCCGCAAAGGAGAGUCAAGCCCGAGCACACCCGCGCCUGUGCCAGCAGCAGCGUUGGAACAAGAGAACGCGUCAGCGUUAGAAGGUCGGAUCGAAACGGCGGGAAUCGCGCUCGCCUUCCAGGAGCUGGAGAAGUCCACCCUCGCACAGAUGCAGGCCUUCAUGGUGAGCCGAAGAAUGGAGCUGGUCACGCACAUAGUCGCUGGCACCGGGGGCUGUGACGCUUUGGUCUACCCUGAUUCACCACUUUCCCCUGUUCUUUCCGAAGACAAAGCCGCAAAGCUUCCUGUGGUUCCAAAACUUUUCUCCUGCUUUCGAUCGGUCUUUGUGCGACAGCUCAACAGCAUCGCAAAGUUUAAUUUACGGCGAUUUCGCGAGUUACAAAACAAGCGCGGACACUGGCAGCCCUCCCCAACAGGAAAUCCCGAGGAAUUUGUCGCACCGGCGGACUGCCUUGCGGCCCCGGCAGAAAUAAUGAGGCAACAGCGCGGCUCAAGCUCAACUACGGCCCCUCUCGACAGCACAAGCAGAGACCGAGAUGAGGAGGAGCUGCCCUUCAUCGUCCACGAAUACCAGGCCGUGGAUCUGGGGAACGUUCUCGCUCCGAUGUCGCCGGAAUUUCUGGCGCAAGUGGUCGCGCUCCUGAGCGAUCCCUACCAGCGCAGCUGCUGGGACCUCAACAUGGUGGAUUUCCGGAUCCUUGAGGCGAUCCCCGCUGACUCGUCGACCAAUUUGGUUCAUCAUAUUUGCUACGCCGCCUGGGAUCCUCCACAACACUGCCAACCGCACCUCGUCGGCGGAGGCACGCGGGACGCCGCGCUGUGCGUGUCGUGCGGCUUCGUAGCGACCGAAGUAGAGGACCAAACGUCGAAGGCCAAAAAUUUCUUCGCGACGUCCUUUUCGGUGUCGCGCCCAGAUGUGCCAGCAGUUCCAGGACGGCUGCGCAUGCAAGUUGACGCCGACGAUUUCCUCAUUUCACCACAAACCGGGAGCAUCGCGCACAUACGCCGCGCGGAUGCGCGCGGAAAGUGGCGGGAUGAGCGCAACAAAGUGCUCUGGUAUGCUCUCGGAGCGCGUGGCGACCGCAUGCCGGUUCAAGAAGUAGUCGACGCAUCUGUCACAGAGUUUGACGCCUGA